Parnassius mnemosyne (clouded apollo) is the source of this 6453-nucleotide messenger RNA. NCBI's taxonomy places the organism in Eukaryota, Metazoa, Arthropoda, Insecta, Lepidoptera, Papilionidae. The record is from the annotation of a GenBank genome assembly.
AUGGGCAACGCGAACUCCGGACAAGGGCACUCUCGGCAUCAUAGCAAAAGCAGAAAAUCAAGGAGUCUACCCACCUCGCCUGAAGUAAGAAGGCAGGUGUCGGUGCUACAGACUUCGAUCCCGCUGCCAGCGUCGGCGGCGGCGGUACGUCGUGCCCCGCCAGACAAGCGACCCCUGCCCGCCACGCCGGGACAUGCGGGUAAAAGUGGUUUGUCAGCAAGCUCCAGUCGGUCGACCAGUCCUUUAGGACAAGGAGCAGUCAGCUUCAUACCUCGUGUACCAGCGUCAUCUUCCGGAUCACGACCGAAUUCAUCCUUACUAGUUCCUGGUAGUAAAAUUCCAUCACAAUUAUCACAACAACAACAGCAUUCGCAAGCUACCCAUCAUAAUGGAACACCUACAAAACAGUCCAUGUUAGAUAAAUUAAAACUAUUUAAUAAAGAUAAAGUUACCAAUGAGAAGCAAAGUACUAAAAGUACUGCUGUUUCAAAACGCACUAGUUCCUCAAGUGGCUUUUCUUCAGCAAAAAGUGAAAGAUCAGACUCUAGUCUCAGUCUAAAUGAGUCCUCCAAUACGACAAACACACAUAUCAAAUCUUCCAAUUUAAUAGGACCUAAAAGUAUAAGACAGCAAGCCGAUGUAUUAUCAAAAGACAAAUCUGGGAAAAUCGUUAAAUCAAAAUUAGUUAAUUCUAAAAACACAAAAGAUUCUUCUACAAAUUCAAAUAAAAGUAGUGUAAGAAGUAGCGGCAAUGAAAAAUCAAAUAAUAGCCCAAAAUUACCAGCGAGAGAUAAAGAAUCUAAAAUAGCUGCGCCCAAAUCUAUUAGUAACACGAAAUUAAACAUAAUCGAAGAUCAUACAAGAAGUCCUAAAACUAAAAUAGAGACAAAAAUGGUUAAAUUGUCAGGAAGUCAAAUGAAGCUCUCUGAAUCACGAUCGGAAAAUACUUCAGAAAUCAAAACUCAUGAGAAUGGGACAGUUCAGUCGAAAAAUGUAGUAAACCAACCACAAUCACCAACAGGACAAAGCUCUGCAGGUCAAAAUCACACAGGGAUUCCAAAACCAACAGCUGCUGUUAAAGGUACUUCAAAAAUAUCAAAAGACGAUAGGCAUAUUAUUCAUAAAAGUACUAAUAGUCAAUUAAGUCCAAUACAAAGUAAUUCGAGUUUAAAUUCUACAAAUACAGUUAGUGUACAUCCAUUUACAAGAGAACAAUCUAAUUUAAGUAAAGAUAUAUCUCAAAAACAAACAUUAGCCGUUUCACCCAUGCCUAAUAUUAAUGUAGGUACACAAAAUUCUUCUCAAAUGUCUGAAAGCUCCCAUUCAAAUUCUACUCACAGUACUACAGGACAACAAUCCAAUUCAAGUGACGGUAGUGUCAUUUAUCGUCCUUCUAGCGAAUCUGGAUCAGAAAUUUCUAGAACAAAUAACAUGACGCCUAGUAAACGCAUGGACAUGAAUGCUACUUAUAUUAACGAUGUCAUAAAUGAAGCGGAAAUAUCGGAAAAAGAAGCUGCUCAGAAGCGUCAUGAUAGUUCAGGCCAUAAACAAUUCUUUGAUCAUAAUAAAACUUUGACAGAAUUCAAUAAGAAACAAGAAACAGACAGCCGAUCUAGUACUCCGUCCCACUGUCGUGAUAAUUCACUUGGUGAAGAUGAAAAUCCACUAAUGAACGUGUUGCCUAUGAGACCGCUUCUACGUGGCUAUAAUAGUCACUUAACUCUACCUAUGCGUACCUCUGGUUUGGCACAAAAAAAUAUACCAGGAUAUCCCCAUCAUGCUAAUACUGUGAAAGCUAAUUUUGGAAGAGAUAAUAUUGGAUUAAGAGAACGAAUAAAUUACGCUCCUGGUUUUUCUAACCCCGAUUACUGUGAUCUUGAUAUUGCUUCUGGAUAUAUGUCUGACGGGGACUGCUUGAGGAGAAUAAACGUAAACGAAAUGGAUGGUGCGAGAAAUAAUGACAUGAUGGACGGAUACAUGUCUGAAGGAGGUGCUUCACUGUAUGGACGUCGCAUAAAUUAUCAACAAACUUCGCAGUUUCAGCAACUCGAUGAGAGACGAAACGGUCGUAACAGAGGAAUGGAGGGCGGUAGCGGCGUUGUAUACAGAGUUGUUGGACGCACGCGCAGCAAGGCAGACUGUGGACAGCAAACGGAACGCCAGCCUCCGACUCCGCGUCAAGACACCACUUGGAAGAAAUAUACCGAUUCGCCCGGAGUAGGUGCCCCACCCUUGAAUCAACCUGCUCCAGCUCCACCGAGUCCAUCGCACGGACGCAAAAGCGACCGACGAACGGGACACCAUUCGCCGCAACAUCACAAACGUGAAAAACUCACCGCCGCCCAGCAACUUGGUAUCGCACCUCACCCUCAGUAUGCGGCAUCAAAUUCUUCCAGUCAACAUUCAUCGAGGGGUGGUGGAGCUCAGUUGCAGUCACCAAGUGGCGCCUCGUCUCGUCCUUCAAGCGUGUCUAGCGGUGGGAACGGAAGCAAUUGUUCAUCGAGCAAAGCGAAAGCGCCUCAAAGCUUUGGUUACGUGAAAAGACAAAAUGGCGCGCAGCCACCGCCUCCGCCAGCUAAUGGUCCUCCGCAACAUGGACAUGGUGGAAGAACUGCUCAAGUAUCUGCUGUUCCGAGAACGAAAGUCAAAGUAUCGGGUGGAACGCAAACAUGCACACAAGAUCUACAAAUACAUAAAAACGGCAUUGGACCUAAAUCGUAUUCACUGGGCGGGACAGCAGCCGCGCAGCUUUCAGCAUCGGUACGGGAACGACUCCUUGGUUCACAAUCUUUACCGAAGCCAGGAACCCAUGAAUUCGCCGCUUUGUUCCAUCAUCAUAGAGUUACUCCAAGAGGUGGCAUGAAGAUCAGUGAUGGAAGUCUAUCUGAUACACAAACUUACUCCGAAGUCAAAUCAGAUUAUGGCAUACCAUAUGCGCCCUGGCUAAGACACAGCAACACAUAUUCGGCAAGUGGGCGCCUGUCUGAGGGCGAAUCGAUGGAGUCGCUCACUUCGCUGCACUCGGCGCAGGCGCACAACCAUACCUCAUCCCCUAACUCACACCACCGCAGCUCACUUACACACAAUAAGCUCAUCAUGCACCGAGAGGCUCAAGGCUCAAGGCUUAACAGGAGCAACAGCAUUAGCUAUCUCAGAGAUAGGACAUUUCCAAGAUCAACUAAGUCGGAGAAAUUAUACCCAUCAAUGCUUCAGAGAUCUUCGGAGAGUGACUAUGAACCCUAUUACUGUUUACCAGUGCAAUAUGGACCAGGAGGACAAGGUCUAAACUAUGGUGUCUCGGAGCCACCAUCGCCAUCUCCAAGAUCAGCUUUGAGUCCCACACACCAACCCGGCAACGUCAUGCAUACUCCCAGACAUUCCCAUCACUAUCCGAAGAAAAACGACGAAGUACAUGGUUCAACAGCAUCGCUUGUGUCAACGGCCUCAUCACUAGCCGCCGGUGCGGGCUCCGAAGAACGACAAGCUCAUGAGGUGCGCAAAUUAAGAAGAGAACUGGCCGACGCUAAGGAAAAAGUUCAUACACUGACAACUCAACUUACUACAAAUGCCCACGUGGUGUCUGCGUUCGAGCAAAGCCUUUCAAAUAUGACACAGCGUCUGCAGCAGUUGACCGCCACCGCUGAGAGAAAGGAUUCGGAGCUAACGGAACUUCGUCAAACGAUCGAGCUACUCCGAAAGCAGUCAAUCCAGGCCGGGCUCACAACGGCGCAUAUGCAGUCUAUGGGAAUCCGAGCAGAUGGAGUCAAUAUUACAGGACAGGAGCCCAGUAAUGCACAGACGCAGCAAUCGUCACCGCAGCGUACCGCACAAACUGGUAACGGGGCGAUAACGCGUCACCUCUCAACCGACAGCGUGUCCAGUAUUAACAGUCUCAGCAGUGGAUCAUCAGUGGCACAUGAUAAAAAACACAAGAAAAAAGGAUGGUUGCGGUCAUCAUUCACAAAGGCCUUCUCAAGAAACGCAAAAAUAUCAAAGACGGCCAAGCACUCGUCCCUUGGACAACUGUCGUCACAGGAUAGCUCGUCGGGGUCACAUCAUUAUGAUGACCCACAUACCAUUCGUGAAGGGAGUAACGAGAAUAGUCUAGAACAUUCACACGAAGCACUUCCAGACACGAAAGACAAAACAGCAUGUCCGCAAUCUAAGACUGAUGAACAAGCCAAAGAUAAACCUGACGAUUCCGGACUAGUCGAUGAACUAAAAAGGCAGCUAAGGGAAAAAGAUUUAGUUCUCACUGAUAUUAGACUGGAAGCUCUCAGCUCCGCUCACCAACUUGAAAGCCUUAAGGAUACCGUUAUCAAAAUGAGGAACGAGAUGCUAAACCUGAAGCAGAACAACGAGAGACUGCAGCGGCUGGUGACGUCACGCUCGCUGGCCGGCAGCCAGAGCUCGCUGCCCGCUUCCGAUGACCCGCGCCGAUUUAGCCUCGUGGACCAACCCGCACUGCACCAAGCGACAAUGGAUAUGCAUUCUCAACCUCUCGACCUAGACUUCAACUGCACGCUCACGUCGACUCAAACGAUGGACUUCUCAAAGACGGGCUCGCCAAAAUCAAGCAUAGGGGAGCCCAUAUACGGGAACAAGGCUGUAUGCGAAUUAAACGAAAACAGCGAGGCGAUUUUAAGCGCUUUGAACGGAUCCAGUGAUAUGUUUACUAACGGACUUAAUCCCGGUGAAAGAUUAAGCGGUGAUUACGACAUCAAUACGGUGCUACCACCGCCCAAAAGCAGAGAGUUAGCUAUUGGCGAGAGCUAUUCUGAUAUUGGUGUAGCUGACAGCCAGGGCGACACGACGGACGGAAAGAAAAUAGCUAUUGCGGUGUACUUGGGCCAGCCAGAAACAUUCCAGAGAUAUUUUGAAGAGGUCCAAGACACGCUUACGGAGUCCGAGUGUAGAUUUUACGCGAAACAAUCGGCGGCCGCGUUUAACAACUUCGAAAAGCAACCGAGCUACGACUCGCCGCGGAUCUCACAGAACCACAGCCCUGAGACAGAGACGCAAGACUACCCGCAGUCAAUAAACAAAUCGAACACGAAUAGCCUAAAGAGUAACAAAUCGACGCACAGUAAUUCGUUUAAAAAUGUAUAUAAUGGCGACUCGACAAUAAACUGCAACGAAUUCACUAUAGCGUACACUUAUAUAUCCGGGAAGACGACGUGGCAGAACUUAGACUAUAUAGUAAGGAAGACGUUCAAGGACUAUCUAUCGAGGAUAGAUCCGGGCACGAAUCUUGGUUUGAAUACGGACUCCAUAACGUCUUACCAUUUGGGCGAGGCUACCAGAGGACCAGAGAUUGGUUUUCCGGAGUUAUUGCCUUGUGGUUAUAUUGUUGGCACUGUAAAUACGUUAUACAUUUGCUUGCAAGGAGUUGGAAGCCUGGCUUUCGAUAGUCUUAUACCAAAAAAUAUUGUAUAUAGGUACGUUUCGUUGUUAUCUGAACACCGGCGAGUGAUACUUUGCGGGCCAAGUGGCACGGGAAAGUCGUAUUUAGCGGCGAAACUAGCGGAAUUCUACGUUCAACGUACGCAACGAAGGGGGAAUCCCGCUGAAGCCGUCGCUACGUUUAAUGUGGACCGCAAGUCGUGCAACGAGCUGCGCGCAUAUCUCGCGAACAUCGCGGAGCAGUGCAGCGCGGCGGCCGCGGGCGAAGAGGCGGCACUUCCCUCCGUCGUUGUACUCGACAACUUGCAGCACGCCUCGGCGCUGGGAGACGCCUUCGCCGGCCUACUGCCGCCCGACAACAGGAACAUGCCCGUUAUUAUUGGAACAAUGUCACAAGCUACUUGCAACACCACAAACCUUCAGCUGCACCAUAAUUUCCGAUGGCUCCUUACCGCAAAUCACAUGGAACCAGUGAAAGGAUUCUUAGCACGAUACUUGCGACGGAAAUUGUUCUCGCUGGAACUUCGGUUAGGACGUCGUGAGCCAGCUUUAGCAGCGGUGUUGGAAUGGUUGCCAGGCGUGUGGGCGACGCUCAACGCCUUCCUAGAAGCGCAUUCCUCCAGUGACGUCACCGUCGGCCCGCGGCUGUUCCUCGCAUGCCCUAUGGACUUGGAAGCUAGUCAGGCUUGGUUCGCGGACGUGUGGAACUACAGCGUGGUGCCGUACGCGUCGGAGGCGGUGCGCGAGGGCGUGGCGCUGUACGGCCGCAGGCGCCACGCCGCCGUCGACCCCCUGCACCACGUCAAGUCCUCCUACCCCUGGAGGGAACCCAACCAUUCUCACACGCUAAGAGCGAUCACAGUUGAAGAAAUGAGCAUCGAAGAAGCAAAUCAAGAAGCGAAUAGAAACAACAAUCAAGAUCCAUUGUUGAACAUGUUGAUGAGACUACAAGAGGCGGCUAACUACAGCGGAAACCAAAGUCAAGAUUCGGAUAACGCUAGCAUGGAUUCGAAUCUCACACACGACAGCUCUAUGGGCAACGAGCUUUAA